Molecule: messenger RNA, 1112 nt
Organism: Ostreobium quekettii
Lineage: Eukaryota; Viridiplantae; Chlorophyta; Ulvophyceae; Bryopsidales; Ostreobiaceae
Source: the annotation of a GenBank genome assembly
GCGGGGCGCAGGACGGCGUCCAGGGCCUGAAGGUGCUCGCGGAGUGUGGGAUCGAGAUUCCCGGCUCCAGGGCGGGCUGUCCGAGAGGGGCUGGCUCCGGACUGGCCGUGGCCAGCGCGAUGGGCGCCUGCGGAGCAGCAAUUUAUGGGCCAGGGAUUUUGCAAUUUGAUCACACACCGGUCGGUGAACACAAGGGGGUAAGAAAGUGGCCCACCCAGGUGGCUGUUAAGGCCAGGGCAGGCAUGCAGGAGUCAUUCCUGCAGGCCUUGGAGGUGUCGGAUGGCCAGAUCAUGGUCAACGAUGACCGCACGAGUGAGGAGAUGAUCAAGGGGAAGUGCACGAAAUGCGGCACAACACGGACACCCCAGUGGAGAGAGGGUCCUGAAGGCCCCAAGACCCUCUGCAAUGCGUGCGGGGUGAGACUGAGCAGGGAAAAGAAAACCAAAUGGGGCAAGGCCACCAGGAGGAAGAAGGCACAGCAGCAGAAGAACCCCCCUCCCUGCCUGCGGCCCUCUGUCCACCGACGCAAGCCCCUAGUCACCUCCCAGCCCCGCGUGCGUGUUCGGGCCUCUGACGUGGCACUCAUCACGCAGCUGCGCAACGUGCUGCCCAUCGCUGCUGGGGCCGGGGCUGCCUCGCCAAGUGAAGGGGACAUGGAUGCUUCCAAAUUGCUGAACCGGGACAUCAACGCUGCGGUGCAGCUGCUGUCAAUGUCGUUUGCUUCCAAGGGGGCCAAGCGGAAAGUCCCUGGAGGGAAGAGGGAGGGGGAGGUGGGAAAGUUCGAGUUUAUGAGCAGGGGGAAGGAGCGGUGUGGGGGCUUUCCCAUCGAUAAGGGGCAGGUGGCCUGGGGGGCAGUCCCUGAGGCGAGGAGGGCAGAGUUGUGGCCGAUGCGGGCACAGCUGCAGACGGCGUGGUGGCAGGUGGAGGCCGCGGAGGCGGCUGUGGCAGCAGUGGCUGAGGUUCUGGCUGCGCGGACGGCCGCUGCCAUGGAGGCCCAGCUGCGAUACCAGGAUCUCACCAAACUGUGGGAGCAGGCAGCGUCGUCGAGGGAGCCAGACGAUGGGCAGCAUUGCAAGUGGCGAAAGACAGAGCACGCUGCUCAAGACGUCUGA